Durusdinium trenchii is the source of this 1494-nucleotide messenger RNA. NCBI's taxonomy places the organism in Eukaryota, Dinophyceae, Suessiales, Symbiodiniaceae. The record is from the annotation of a GenBank genome assembly.
GUCGAUGGCUCUGAGCUUGUUGGGCGUCAUUCCGGGUCAUCGUUGCCUGGGCUUUUGCCUCACGCAAUUCAUCGCGGCCCUUUGCGCUUCAGCCUUGCUGAAGGGCUUGUGCGGCGUGGGGGGCUCGGCCUUCCGCAGCGCCAUGGAGGUGGAUGAUCCACCUUUACCUGGGAGCUUGCUGAUGUUCUUGGAGUUGUUAUACACUGCGGUGCUUUGUUUUGCUGCAAGCUGCUGCCUCGUUCUCAAGCGCAACAACCCCAAGGAGAAGAGUCAAUCCUUUGGUUUGGCCAUCGGUCUACUCUAUGUCGCAGGGGGCCAUGCCCUACACCUGGAACGGGGCGCAACAAUGAACCCGGCAAUCACCCUGGCAGUGGCCACGGUCGCACCUGGCGGCUGGCACUGGGCUCUGCCCUGGGCCUUAGCAGAGUUCCUCGGCGCCCUCCUGGGGACCUACCUCUUUGCGGUGCUGCGCGCCAACGCGGAGGACUUUUGUCAGGAGGAGUUCCUGGAGCUUUGCGCACCCCGUCGGUCAGCACGGCUCCUGGGCGAGCUGAUUGGCACCUUCACCUAUGUGCUCACCUUUGGCUUGAACGCUGUCAGCUUGUCUGAGGCAACGGCGUGGUCCUGUGCCGGCGCGUUGAUCAGCAUGAUCUACGCAGUGGGAAAGAUCUCUGGGGGGCACUUUAACCCUGCUGUGACACUCGCAGUGGUGCUGAGUGGACGAUCCGUGUGUUCGGUGGCCGAUGGGCUGGCCUAUGCAGCCGUGCAGGUCUGCGGUGGCUUGGCCGCGGGGCUUCUGGUAGCGGUUUAUCACAUGAACGGGCCCUACUUCUUUCUAUCUUUCACGCCUCUACCUGCGAAAGCAUGGAGGGACUACAGCGUGGUGCAAGUCGGCCUCGCGGAGGGAGUCUUCACUUUUGUGCUGGCCUAUGUUGCACUCGCUUGCUCCACGGUCGCGAUGCCGAAGGCUCACAAGCGACAGAACCUCUUCUUCGGCCUCGCGGAGGGCUUCUGUGUGAUGACGGGCGGCUGCGCGGUGGGCACCUUCAGCGGGGGCAUGUUGAACCCGGCCGUGGCCGUGGGCGUUUGGAUGCUGAACGUGGCGGAGAUUCAUUCCAUUCAGGAAGCUGGCAAUGGCUUGUGUACGCUCUUGAAGUUCAGUACGCUCCAGUGCACUGGAGGCCUCAUUGAGGCUUGUUGGCAGCGGUGGUCUUCCGCAUUACCCAUCCGAGUGAAUACUGCAAGGCUCCGUUGCUGGUCCGCUGAGGGGAACUUGAACCACAGCACCGAUGAGGGCCACCUGUACAAUUAGACAUUGGAAGAUCUAUGAUCUGAAGAAGUUUUGGACCAACAAAAACAACAAAAAAGGAUAACAAGGGCACUUCUACCAUCGUCCCUGGAGACGAAGCCAGACUUGAACCCGUGUCUGACGCCGUGUCGCCCAACUGGGUCCACAGUUCCGAAGCUCCACGGAACUGCUGUGCCGUUGAAGGA